Molecule: messenger RNA, 1521 nt
Organism: Perca fluviatilis (European perch)
Lineage: Eukaryota; Metazoa; Chordata; Actinopteri; Perciformes; Percidae
Gene: ethe1
Product: ETHE1 persulfide dioxygenase
Exons: 7
Coding region: 265-1158 (297 amino acids)
Biological process (GO): glutathione metabolic process; hydrogen sulfide metabolic process
Molecular function (GO): sulfur dioxygenase activity
Source: RefSeq, a predicted model, not a curated record
AUGUAACUGAUAACCCACAUUUGAUUGCUCAAUAACACAAACACUGGUUAUGGCAGUUACAACCGCUGUAAAAGUGUUUGAUACUGUGACACAACUAUUGUCGCUGGGUUCAUUCAAGGUGAGAGCUUUCAAACGACUGAUUUCCCAUAAGCUUGAGGGAAACGUGGCUACAUACCGUUACUAGCCGCCGCUUCUCUGGUGCCACAAGACAUUUGCCACACUUGAGAUACUUAUCUGGUACCGCAGCCAGGAAAUAGCAGGCGAAUGACAAUGUGCUCGGUAGUAAGCAGAACGAAACCAGUUCAACGGGCUCUGGCUCUCACGCGUCUGCUCAGAGCAAACACCGAGGGCUCCAGUUAUGCAUUAGCCGAGAGCAGGCGCUUCUGUCCCGGUGUGAGUACUAGCAUUUACCCGCUACGAGCUACCAGCAGAUCGUAUUCCUCCAGGAUGGCGCUGACCGAUGGACUGCUCUUCAGACAACUGUUUGAGUCAGAGAGCAGCACCUACACCUACCUGCUGGGAGACACAGAGACCAAGGAGGCGAUCCUUAUCGAUCCUGUACUGGAAACCAUUGAACGGGACCUGAAGCUCAUACGUGAACUGGGGCUCGAUCUAAAAGUGGCAGUAAACACUCAUUGCCAUGCGGACCACAUCACAAGUACUGGGCUGAUGAAGAAAAGAUUGGUUGGGCUGAAGAGUGCAAUUUCCAAAUUCAGCGGUGCCUCUGCAGACAUUCUCCUGUCAGAGGGAGACAAGAUCUACUUUGGAAAACAUUAUCUGACAGCGAGAGAGACACCAGGACACACUGAUGGGUGCAUGGUGCUGGUGACAGGGGAUCAGAGCAUGGCUUUUACUGGGGACGCUCUGCUCAUCAGGGGCUGUGGCAGGACAGACUUCCAGCAGGGUUGCGCCAAGAAGCUUUAUGAGUCAGUUCAUCAGAAGAUCUUUACUCUGCCAGACCAGUGCCUUGUCUACCCAGCACAUGACUACUUAGGUCAGACGGUGUCUACGGUUGGUGAGGAGCGCAAGUUUAACCCGCGCUUGACCAAGAGCCUGGAAGAGUUUGAGAACAUCAUGAGUAACCUGAAUCUCCCCAAGCCUAAGAAAAUAGAUAUUGCAGUGCCUGCUAAUCUGGUUUGUGGAGUACACAAUGUCUGAAUGUCCUGCAAAAAAAGAGACUUUUAAUCAAAUCAACUACAUCAUAGAAUCAGAAUCAGCUUUAUUGGCCAGGUAUGUGUAACCACACAGAGUUUUGUGAUUAACUUUUCCAUGUUUGUAUCUGAGCAGGAUUUACCAAAAUGUGCUUACCAUUAAGUGCUUUAUUGUGUUUAUGUAUGUAAAUGUAAAGAUAUAUAAUUGAAUAGCUGUUGCCACUGGCGUUAAUGUGAUAAUGCUUAAAAUGAAAAUGCAAUCAGUUCUAGUUUAACCAUUAGAAAUGAGUGCUUAAGAUUUGUACAUGAGGAAAAACCACUAUUAAUAAUUUCUUGGUAUUUUGAUUAAAUUUGAAUGUGACUUACUCUA